AUCGACCAUUCUCUUUCUUUCUUCCUCACACACUAAAAGCUUGCAAAAACCAUAAGCUUAUCUCUCUCACAAAUCAUUUUUUUCAAACUUCUCUCUCUCUUAAACCAUGCCUGAGGCACCAAAGAAGGUAUCUUUAGAGGUUUUUGAUCUGACGCUUGACCAAAAAAACAAGCAAAAGCUUCAGUUGAUCGAAGAACUUACCUCUAACGCCGACCAAUUCCAGAGACGUGUCUUGGAGGAGAUCUUGUCCCGCAAUGCUGACGUGGAGUAUCUCCGGCGACACUACCUCAACGGUCGCACUGACCGUGAGACUUUCAAAAACGUCAUGCCGGUUAUCACCUACGAAGAUAUUCAGCCUGAGAUCAACAGGAUCGCUAAUGGUGAUAAAUCACCUAUCCUCUCUUCAAAACCCAUCUCUGAGUUUCUCACAAGCUCUGGAACAUCUGGUGGGGAGAGGAAGCUAAUGCCAACAAUCGAAGAGGAACUAGACAGAAGAUCUCUUCUCUAUAGUCUCUUGAUGCCUGUGAUGAGCCAGUUUGUUCCUGGUCUCGAAAACGGCAAAGGAAUGUAUUUCUUGUUCAUCAAGUCCGAAUCCAAGACUCCUGGAGGCCUCCCUGCUCGUCCUGUCUUAACCAGCUACUACAAGUCUUCCCAUUUCAAAGAAAGACCCUAUGAUCCUUACACCAAUUACACAAGCCCUAACGAGACCAUCCUUUGCUCUGACUCUUACCAGAGCAUGUAUUCUCAGAUGCUCUGUGGCUUAUGUCAACACCAGGAGGUUCUUCGAGUCGGCGCUGUCUUCGCCUCUGGAUUCAUCAGAGCCAUCAAGUUUCUAGAGAAACACUGGACAGAGUUGGUCCGUGACAUCAGAACCGGUACUCUGAGUUCCCUCAUAACUGAUCCUUCCGUUCGCGAGGCGGUCUCCAAGAUCCUUAAACCGAAUUCAAAGCUCGCUGAGUUUGUGGAAUUUGAGUGCAAGAAGUCGUCCUGGCAAGGGAUUAUUACUAGGCUGUGGCCUAACACAAAGUAUGUGGAUGUGAUUGUGACCGGGACAAUGUCUCAAUACAUUCCAACUUUGGACUACUACAGUAAUGGCUUGCCUCUUGUCUGCACAAUGUAUGCUUCUUCCGAGUGUUACUUUGGUGUGAAUCUAAGGCCACUCUGCAAACCAAGCGAGGUCUCUUACACGCUCAUACCAUCCAUGGCUUAUUUCGAGUUCUUGCCUGUUCACAGAAACAACGGUGUUACUAACUCCAUCAACCUUCCUAAAGCACUCACUGAGAAAGAGCAACAAGAGCUUGUUGAUCUAGUUGAUGUCAAGCUUGGUCAGGAAUACGAGCUUGUUGUCACCACUUACGCUGGGCUUUGCAGAUACAGAGUUGGUGAUUUAUUGAGAGUGACAGGAUUCAAGAACAAAGCGCCUCAAUUCAGUUUCAUAUGUCGCAAGAAUGUGGUCUUGAGCAUAGAUGCCGACAAGACCGAUGAGGUUGAACUUCAGAACGCGGUGAAGAACGCAGUGACAUACCUCGUCCCAUUUGAUGCCUCACUCUCUGAGUACACGAGCUAUGCAGACACAAGUUCUAUCCCGGGGCAUUAUGUUCUGUUCUGGGAGCUAUGUUUGGAUGGAAACACGCCGAUCCCUCCUUCAGUCUUUGAGGAUUGCUGCUUAACUGUAGAAGAGUCGUUCAACACUGUUUAUAGACAAGGAAGGGUUAGUGACAAGUCCAUAGGCCCGCUUGAGAUCAAGAUUGUUGAGCCAGGGACAUUCGAUAAGCUCAUGGAUUACGCAAUCAGUUUGGGAGCAUCGAUUAAUCAGUAUAAGACGCCGAGAUGUGUGAAGUUUGCUCCAAUUAUCGAGCUAUUGAACUCGAGGGUUGUUAAUAGUUACUUAAGCCCCAAGUGUCCUAAAUGGGUCCCUGGUCACAAACAGUGGGGAAGUAACUAAGAUGGAAUGUGGAACGCGAAGAGACUCUCUUUGAGCUAGAAGGUUUGGGACUUGGACUUGCAAAUGAUCAUGUCUUCUCUAAUCUUAAUUUUAGUUUAAUCUUUUGUUCUUUUUUUUUGUUAUCCUUUUAAUAUGCAUAGUCCCUCUGGAUUUGAAAAGCAGUUGUACAAAAGGCAAAUCAUGUUUUCUCCAACCAACUCUCUGUUUCUCUCCA
Arabidopsis lyrata subsp. lyrata is the source of this 2159-nucleotide messenger RNA. Its product is annotated as indole-3-acetic acid-amido synthetase GH3.5. NCBI's taxonomy places the organism in Eukaryota, Viridiplantae, Streptophyta, Magnoliopsida, Brassicales, Brassicaceae. Gene Ontology annotation, molecular function: indole-3-acetic acid amido synthetase activity. Gene Ontology annotation, cellular component: cytoplasm. The record is from RefSeq and is a predicted model, not a curated record. The coding region runs from base 107 to 1945 and encodes 612 amino acids. The transcript has 3 exons.